AUGAGCUCAACUGAAGGAAGUUAUUACGAAAGUACUGAUUAUACAGAGACAAACACAGAGCAAGAAUCAACCGCAUCAGCUCAAGAUGAAAAUGGCGUAAUUCCUGUAUCGCAAAGUUCUGAGCAAAAUGAAACUGGCGAAUCCAGCGAGGCUCCAGCUCCAGUAGCUCAAGAAAAGGAAGCUCCACCGCCGCCACCUCCUGAACCAGAGGUAGAUCCUCUGGAGGGAAUCACCUACGAUGAUAAUCCAGAAGAAGAAUUGCCAGAAUUUGGAGAACAGGCAUACUGGGAGAAAACAUAUACAGACGAUGUCGAGCUUACAGAAUGGUAUUUAGAUCCAGUCGAUUUGAAGAGCUUGAUCAAAAAAUUUGUCGAAAAAGAAACAAAAGUACUUGUCACAGGAACAGGUACAUCAGUUCUUGCUCCAUCUCUUGCUAAAGAUGGAUAUGAAAAUGUUGUCGCUAUAGACUACGCAAAACCAGCAAUCGUUAAAAUGAAAAAAGUCAACAAAGAAGUAGAGAAUUUAUCAUUUAAAGUUAUGGAUGUUCGCGAUAUGAAAUUCCCUGAUGGUGAAUUCGGAGCUGUUAUUGAUAAAGCUACUUUAGAUUGCGUUUAUCAUCUUGGAGAAAAAGAUGUUACAGCUUAUGUUGCAGAAGUUGCAAGAGUUUUGUCUAAGAAAGGCGUCUUCAUUUGCGUUUCAAAUGUUGAACAGAAGUUUUAUGAACAUUUCUUUGACAAACAAACAGAGCUUAAUAUCAAGCUCGAGAAGGUCCAAGAAGUCAAGAAACCAAUACAAUCUGAUAGACCAUACUAUGUUUACGUUGUCAGAAAGGUUUCCAGACAAUUAUUUUAA
Trichomonas vaginalis G3 is the source of this 852-nucleotide messenger RNA. RefSeq names its product methyltransferase protein. The record is from RefSeq and is a predicted model, not a curated record. The transcript has a single exon. Gene Ontology annotation, molecular function: S-adenosylmethionine-dependent methyltransferase activity. The coding region runs from base 1 to 852 and encodes 283 amino acids. NCBI's taxonomy places the organism in Eukaryota, Parabasalia, Trichomonadida, Trichomonadidae.